UAUUGCGUGACCCAACAACAACCGUACUCUCUCUGCUCUGCUUUCACAGUGCUGUGUGCUCCGUGCUCUUAACCUUUUUUCCAGUGCCCUCUCGUCCUCAUGCAGAAAAAGCUUUUCCUAAAAAUCAAUUCAAUACGACUCCCAAGAAUCUCCUGUCAGUCCUCCAUAGAUUUCUCCGCCGCACCUUUUUGCUUUUUGUUUUGUUUUGUUUUUUUUUUUUUGUUGAGUCCUGUCUCCGAUGCAUUUCUACUAGUAAACGCUCAAUUUCAACUAUCUCUGUGUGUGUGUGUGUUCUGAUUCUCGUUUUCUUCGAUUUUCUUUGAUUCUUGAUCUGUUUGUUUUCUAUCAUUUCCAUUUUCCAGGUAAAUUUCACCCCAACGCCUCUCUCUCUCUCUCUCUCUCUCAACCUCCUUCGUCUUCCUCCAACUUCUCUAACCCUACUUCAUCAACAGCCUCAUCCCACCAAAAUCCGCUGUCGUUUGCUGCCGUCUCCUCAAUCAAUCACCUCAUCCCACCAAAAUUCGGUCUCCUGAUCGCGCACCAAAGAGCGUUGUUUUGCUCCGAAGGGUGGUUGUACUCGUCUCCCUCUCUGCCUCACCCUCUCUCUCUCUCUCAAUCUCUGCUUCACCCUCUCUAAUUGAAACCCGCCAAAACCCAAACUCAAACCUUAAUCAACCUUCUCUGAUGACGACAAUGGAAGGAGAGGGAUGAUGAAUUCUACGUAUGAUCUUUCAAGGGGUUAUAGCAGCUCACUGGAGCAAGAUUUUGGGAGACCCUCGUCAAAUUUUGACAAUGGCAGCUCCAAUAGCUUGCCAUUGGAGAUGCUCUAAGUUCGUCUUCAUUUUUUUACUCAUUUCAGCAUUUCCCCUCUCCCCGCCCUUUUCAUUUCCUUUUUAUGAGGAUUUUGGUUGUUUGAUGCCUCAAGUAAAUUAUUAAUUAUUUAUUCAUUUUGAUUAUCAUGGAUUUUUGUUGAAUAUUAUGUUCAGAAAAAUAUGGAUACAUUUUUGCAGAGCCAGCUAUGGUUAUGUUCUUCUCUUUCUCUCUCUCUCGCUCUCUUGAUUUUUAGAAAAAAGGAUUGAUUUGGAGACAUGGGGUUCUGGGAAAUUCUUGUUAGCUGGUAAAGUCUUGGUUUUUUAAUACCAAAAUGAUAAAAUGUGACUGGGUGUACACAUGAUUAUUGGUAAUGUAAGCUUUUGGUCUGUUUGUUAGCUGGGAAACAGAGUCAGGAGAGUGAGUGAAUGAGAUGAGUCUUCUCUGUUGGAUUAGGCUGUAUGUUGUGCAUCAUGUUGGUUUUAAAUUUUUUUACAGAUUCACGCCAUAAAUAUAGUUUGAAUUUUUUAAGAUUUGUGUCAUAGAAAUAAAUUUGCAUGUUCAGUGCAGAAUCGCCUAAAAAUUUUGGUUAGAUAUAUGAUCGAUGUGGAUGCUUAAGUACCCGGGAAUGGCGGUAGUGCUCCAAGUGAAAAGAAGAUAAUUAUACACCAUUCGGCCGACACCCUUUUGGCCUUUUGGGACUAUUGAGGCCACUUGCUAAGCAGACAUGAAGAGAAGGAAUAUACAUCGAAGCACGCAUCCAUUUGAUGCAAGCCGUAAAUUUCACUCCAACUUUGCGUGAUCGUGCUAGCUUUUGACUUUCGCUACCUCAAUUUGGGACGAUUGAGGUCAUUUGUUAAGCGGUCAUGAAGAGAAGGAACAUACAUCAAAGCACGCAUCCAUUCGAUGCAAGCCCUUUUGAGGCAUAUUACUUUGGCUCAUGGAAAACUGUGGAGCGCUUACAAAUUAGGAAUGGGGUCAUAACCAUGCUUUUGUUUGAUUAUGGAGAUUUGAUUGAAGAAAAUGUUCCCAUCUCCAACUUGCGAAUAAGAUCAAGAAAAGCCACUUUGUCAGAUUGCACCUGCUUUCUAAGGCCUGGACUUGAUAUUUGUGUGCUAUCGACCCCUCAAGGUACUGAAGAUUCAAGUGAUGAUGAAAAUCAGGAUCCAAUCUGGGUGGAUGCUAAAAUAAAUUCUAUCGAGAGGAAGCCUCAUGAACCUAAAUGUACUUGCCAAUUUUAUGUUAGCUUUUAUGUUACACAAGGUCCUCUUGAUAUGGCAAAGAAAACCCUCAGUAAAGAGACCGUCUUGGUGCAACUUGAUCAAAUUUCCAUCCUUCAAAAACCUGAAUGGAAGCCUUGUGAAAAUGAGCAUUACCGUUGGGAAUUCUCUGAGGAUUGCUCUUCACUGCAAAAAUAUAAAUUGUUUACUGGAAAAUUCUCGGCUGAUAUUUCUUGGCUACUUGUUGCAUCCGUUUUGAAGCAAAUUGAUUUUGAUGUAAGGGCGAUUCAAAACAGGAUUGUCUAUCAGAUUUUGGAUGAUGAUUGUGAUGAUGGUUCGCCAAAUCCAGAAAGCCAUUCAAAAGCUUUGAAUUUUAAAUUAGAGAACGAAGUUUCAGUCCCCAUUCUUGUGCCCUUUACUCCAGAGAAGGAAACUGAUCUUGGCAUGAAUGAAGGUGAACCAUCUUCAUUUUAUGAUCCAAUGGGUUUGCGGCGAUCCAAGCGUCGCUAUGUACAACCUGAACGUUACUUAGGUUGUGAUGAUUUGCCCGAGUCGGAUAUUGAUGCGACUCGAAUAGGGACACAUAAAACAUACAGAUGGGAAUAUGAAGAAAUGCCAUUGGCACUCUCAAUCCAGGCUGAUCAUGCAUAUUAUUCGGACAAGAAUUCUAAGUUCGAUGAAAGGGACCACUCGAAGUAUUCCUGUGAUAAUCUUUUGGAGUGCCGGAGUAUGAUCAAAUCAAGAGAGAUCGAUUCAGUUGCAUCAAAUAGAAGAGAACAUCAAGCACAACUUACUUAUCAUAGAAAAGAUCAAAUGCAACUUGCUAUCGUUCCUGUGCCUGAUGAAACUAAUCAAAUGGUCCAUGUGGAGGAUCCUCUUGAUGCUGAGAUUCCUCGGAAUUAUUCAGGAGAUACUGGUGAAACAGGUUCCAAGUAUAUUUACUUAAAUGGUAGCCUUAGGGUACAUAGAAAGAGCACUUCUGAGUUAGAUUUUACAGAGGCUGAUGGUAGAUUUCACUGGAAAGGUUCACGUAAGAAAUUCCGAAUUAGAAGGAAUUUUUCUAUAUUUUUAAAAAGGGAGAGUUUCCGUGACGCAGGAACUAAUAGAAGAAGAUCCUUUAGUGCGAGUAUGUACAGGGAAACGAUAAAGAGAUGUAUGGAGAACAUAAAAUCCACAAUUAAUAAAGAGCAACCACUAAUUAUUGACAAGUGGAAAGAAUUCCAGGCAGCAAAAUCCUCGAACCAAAGGGACAGCAGUGAUGUGCCCUCCUCAAUAAACGAGGAAGAAAACUCAGAAAUUGAAAUGUUGUGGAAGGAAAUGGAACUUUGCAUGGCGUCGGCUUAUCUUCUUGAGGAUGAUGAGGGUUCCAAUGUUGAAAUUCCUGCCGAUCUUGCACAAAAUUCAAGCAAGCACAGAGGAGUUUGCCGACAUGAAUACAAAAUCAAUGAAGAAAUUGGAAUUCUAUGCCAUUUAUGUGGCUUUGUGCUCACUGAAAUAAAAGAUGUCACGCCAACCUUUUUGCAAUCCAAGAUUUCGAUGCCAAACACAGGGCAACGCAAUGAAGAAGAUUCAGAGAAUAUGAAGACAAACGUGGCUUGAUCUUAUGCUCUCCUGCUGACUCCAAUACCCUUUAUCAGAGGGGAAGACAACGUGUGGGCCUUGAUACCUGAGCUUAAAAGAAAAUUACGUUUCCACCAAAAGAGAGCAUUUGAAUUUCUGUGGCGUAACAUUGCUGGUUCUUUGGUACCGGCACUUAUGGAACCAGCAGCCGACAAAAGAGGUGGUUGUGUUAUCUCUCACUCUCCUGGGGCUGGUAAAACUUUGCUUAUCAUUGCAUUCCUCGUAAGCUACUUGAAGUUAUUCCCUGGAUCACGCCCAUUGGUCCUUGCUCCGAAAACAACGCUCUAUACCUGGUACAAAGAAAUAAUUAAGUGGGAAAUUCCUAUUCCGGUUUACCAAAUCCAUGGUGGUCGAACCUACAGAGGCGAAGUCUUAAGGCAGAAGCUGAGAUUAGCUCCUGGAGAACCAAAACCCAACCAAGAUGUUAUGCAUAUUUUAGACUGCCUUGAGAAAAUUCAGAAGUGGCUUGCUCAACCAAGUGUACUUCUGAUGGGUUAUACCUCUUUUCUCACACUGACACGAGAAGACUCGAAAUUUGCUCACAGACAAUACAUGGGCCAAGUGUUGCGGCAAAAUCCCGGGAUUCUUAUACUUGAUGAGGGGCACAACCCGAGAAGCACUAAAUCGAGGUUGAGGAAGGCUUUGAUGAAGGUUGACACAGGGCUGAGAAUUUUGCUAUCAGGUACAUUGUUUCAGAACAAUUUUGGAGAGUAUUUCAACACACUCACUUUGGCUAGACCGAGUUUCGUUAGUGAGGUGUUAAGGGAAUUAGACCCAAAGUUCAAGAGGAGAAAGAAAGGUGCAAAAACACGCUUUUCGCUUGAAAACAGAGCGAGAAAGUUCUUCAUUGAUAAAAUUGCAAAGAAGAUCGAUUCAAGCGUUGUGGAUGAAAGAAUGCAAGGUCUGAAUGUGUUGAGGAAUUUGACGAGCGGUUUUAUAGACGUACAUGAAGGUGGAAGCUCUGACAACCUUCCUGGUUUACAAUGUUACACCCUAAUGAUGAAAUCAACACCGUACCAGCAAGAGCUUCUGACAAGACUUCAGAAUCAAAGACCUGCAUACAAAGGAUUUCCACUUGAAUUGGAGCUUCUGAUUACUCUUGGUUCGAUACAUCCUUGGUUGAUCCGAACUACAGUGUGUGCUAGUCAAUACUUCAGCAUGGAAGUGUUGGAUGAUCUUGAGAAAUAUAAGUUCGAUUUGAAGUUGGGUUCUAAAGUGAGAUUCGUCAUGAGCCUUAUACCUCGGUGCAUCAUCAGGAAAGAGAAGGUUCUGAUCUUCUGCCACAACAUUGCUCCGAUUAAUCUAUUUCUAGAGAUAUUCGAUGCAUUCUAUGGGUGGCGGAAGGGCAAUGAAGUUUUGGUCCUUCAAGGGGACCUCGAACUUUUCGAACGUGGCAGAGUAAUGGAUAAGUUUGAGGAACCGGGUGGGUCCUCAAAAGUGAUGCUCGCUUCAAUCACUGCUUGUGCUGAAGGGAUUAGUUUGACUGCAGCAUCGCGUGUGAUCUUACUAGAUUCGGAGUGGAACCCUUCGAAGAGCAAGCAAGCGAUUGCACGGGCUUUUAGGCCCGGUCAAGCAAAAGAGGUGUAUGUGUACCAGCUCUUGGCUACAGGGACUCUUGAAGAAGAGAAGUACAGUAGAACCACAUGGAAAGAGUGGGUGUCGAGCAUGAUUUUCAGCGAGGAGCACGUGGAGGACCCAUCCCAAUGGCAGGCAGAGAAAAUUGAAGACGAUAUCUUGAGAGAGAUCGUGGAAGAGGAUCGGGCUACAUUGUUCAAUAUGAUCAUGAAGAAUGAAAGGGCUUCAAAUGCAGUAGUGAGAGGUAAAGAAUAGAUUGACAUGAAUAAUAACAAUGGUUGAUCUAGGUAGUACCAGCUUCUUGUUGUAUGCGUGAUUAAGUAAAACUAAAUAAUUUUUAAUUUUUUUUUCAUGGCUGUUGAUAAGAAUUGAUGUUUAUGGGUUAUCUUCUUGCUGUUCAUCUGAGAUGGUAUUAUCUAUAUCCUGUUGUUGACAUUCAUUGAUCUUCAUGAAGUAAUGAAAAAAGUGUAGAAAGAGUCGCACAUUUGAAAUAA
Molecule: messenger RNA, 5719 nt
Organism: Camellia sinensis
Lineage: Eukaryota; Viridiplantae; Streptophyta; Magnoliopsida; Ericales; Theaceae
Product: SNF2 domain-containing protein CLASSY 1-like
Biological process (GO): gene silencing by siRNA-directed DNA methylation
Molecular function (GO): ATP binding
Source: RefSeq, a predicted model, not a curated record